AUGUCGUCGCCGCCGGCUCUGCACACACCGCUCACCAAGCUUUUGGGGAUCAAGUAUCCCAUCAUGCUGGCGGGCAUGGCUCGCACUUCAGGCGGCGCUUUGGCGGCAGCGGUGUCGAAUGCCGGUGGGAUAGGCACCAUUGGAGGACUGGGAUAUACUCCGAAGCAGUUACAAGAGAUCAUCGACGAAUUGAAAGCGAACCUGGCCGACCCAUCCCUCCCGUUCGGCGUCGACCUUGCCCUCCCCCAAGUCGGCGGGAGCGCGCGCAAGACGAACCACGACUACACGCACGGGCAGCUGGACGAGCUCAUCGAAGUGACGAUCAACAACGGCGCAAAGAUCUUCGUCAGCGCCGUGGGCGUGCCUCCCGCACGAACCAUCAAGCGACUGCACGAGGCCGGCAUCCUGGUCAUGAAUAUGGUCGGCGCGCCCAGACAUGCAGAGAAAGCCCUCCAGGCUGGCGUCGACAUUGUCUGCGCCCAAGGAACAGAGGGCGGCGGCCACACGGGCGACAUUGCGAACAGUAUUCUGAUCCCCGCGGUGGUGGACGUCGCGAAGCGAUAUAAGAGUCCCUUGACCGGCGAACCGGCGCUGGUCGUUGCCGCGGGGGGCAUUUAUGAUGGCCGCGGCCUCGCGAGCAGUCUGAUGCAAGGCGCCGUCGGGGUUUGGGUGGGCACGCGCUUCGUCGCCGCCGACGAGAGCGGCGCCAGCAACCUGCACAAGGAAGCCGUCGUGACAGCCGAGUUCUCAGAUACGGUGCGCACCCUGGUGGUGUCGGGCCGCCCGCUUCGCGCGCGCAUCAACGACUACUUGAAGAAAUGGGAGAGCCGGCCCGAGCGCAUCAGGGAGUUGACGGACAAGGGGAUUGUGCCCAUGCAAUACGAUCUGGAGCAGGAAGAGGAGAUCGACAUGCCCUUCCUCAUGGGUCAGGUGGCUGCCAUCAUCAAGGACGUCAAGCCCGCCAAGGAUAUAGUAGAGGACAUGGUUCGACAGGCCAUCGACAUGCUGAAGUUGGGGAACUCCUACAUCGAGGGACCUCGGAGUCGCCUAUGA
Capronia coronata CBS 617.96 is the source of this 1053-nucleotide messenger RNA. RefSeq lists its product as uncharacterized. Gene Ontology annotation, molecular function: nitronate monooxygenase activity. The record is from RefSeq and is a predicted model, not a curated record. The coding region runs from base 1 to 1053 and encodes 350 amino acids. The transcript is spliced from 2 exons. NCBI's taxonomy places the organism in Eukaryota, Fungi, Ascomycota, Eurotiomycetes, Chaetothyriales, Herpotrichiellaceae.